Ciona intestinalis (vase tunicate) is the source of this 4641-nucleotide messenger RNA. The record is from RefSeq and is a predicted model, not a curated record. NCBI's taxonomy places the organism in Eukaryota, Metazoa, Chordata, Ascidiacea, Phlebobranchia, Cionidae.
CGCGCCAUCCCAAACAAAGACGUCACGCGCACAUGGUACCCACAAUGCAUUUCGGCGAGAUAAGGAGAAAACGUUUAUUCGCCAUGUUUUUUUGUUUUUGUGGAGAUGCGGAAUUGUGAAUAGGAACCUCCAUCCGCUUUCAUCCUUUCUUAGACGGAGGUAUUUGUAAAUAUUGUAUAAUGCAAAGACCAAAUAACGGUGGUGGUGGUGGACCUGGAAGUGGUUUAUGGAAUGUCCAAGAUAUAAAUAUGGGGUCUGCUUCAAAGCCUUUCGUUGGACAGAGUUACAGAUAUGUGAAUCCUAACCAACCACCACCACACUAUAAAACUGGUUGGGGUCAGUCAGACCAAGAAGCAAUGGCACAACAACAUGCUGUCUGGCAAAAUGAUAAUAACUCCAGUCAAAACACUUCAGACCAAAGCAGGUCUUUCCUUGGCACAGAGCAAUGGGGUAGAGAAUCUGGUGGACCGACUUGGGGCACGAACACAACAGCAGCUACAGAGCAAAACACAGUAACAUCUGCACGUCCGCCAGAACAGGGAGUUUUUACACGACACAAUGUUUCCGAUUCUUGGUUGUCUAGUCGAAAAUCACCUGUAUACCAAAGCAUGCCUGUUGAAGCAGCUGGGCAGGAGGAAAAAACCCUUGAAGCUGAAGAAAGUAGUCAAUCGCCCGUUGAAGGUGUACAUGACCGCUCGGAUAAAGAAAAUUCAGGACCUAGUCGAGAUAACUCUCCUGAUGAGGGCGCUAAAGAAUUCAAAGAUAAAUCAAGAUCGCCUUCGCCAAAAGAUGAGAUUGAAAAUGAGACUGAGGAAAACACAGAAGCUGCAGCGGAUGCCCCGGACGAACCUUCCGCAGUUACCCCUGAUGAUGCUGAAGGUGUUUCCCCAGAAGCAAGUAGCUUUCAGGGGGAAACACCGUCCGUAAGCGCUGAAGAAGUCACUGAUCAAAUGCAGCAGAUGAGUUUAGUGGAUUCUUACAUGGCAGCUCAACAGCAGCAACAACAGACGAUAGCUGCACAUUUAAGUGGGUACCAGCUUGCCAUGCAGCAACAAUAUGCAUUGGCUACUCCAGGAAUGUUUCUACCCAGCUCCUACAUUAUACCAGCACAAGCUAAUGCUCAAGCAGGUUAUACAGACCCAAACACACAAAGCCAGGUGCCUCUCAUGGCCCCAUACAAUCCAUAUGCUGGCUGGCCAACUGCGGGAAUGUAUCCUACCAUGCUCCAACAGCAAGUGGCAGCCAUGACUGCAGCUCAAGGAAGUGCACCAGCUACUAGCCACCCAAACAGAGCACUGUCCGAAACACCCCAGUCUCGUCCUUUAAGUCCAUCCUCCAUACCACAACAAGAUGGACCUCCUGCUCAAUCAGAAAUCCUCGCUAACAUGGCUGCAAUGCAACAGAGUAAUUUAAACCAAGCAAUGGCAAUGGCAGCUGCCUACCCCAUGAUCCCAUCUGCCUACUACGACCAAACUGGAGCAUUGAUAAUUAACAACAGUAGAACUGGUGGUCCUGUCCGUCUAUUUGCACCAGGCCCUAUGUUUAUGAAUGGAUCGCAACACCCAUUAAUGGCACCUCCAAUUGCUGGGGCCAAUGGUUCAAUGUUCAGAUACAACCAAGCUUCGCAACAGCAAGCAGCAACGGCUGUGUAUGCCAACCAACAAAAUCUAAGUGGCGGAAGCACCCCUUUACCUUCAAUCAGUCAAGGUUAUAACCCUAACAUUCAACAAAGUGGUCCCUUCGGCAGCACAAGCAACAUCAGUAGUCUAGGAAUUGGAGCUCUUGGUGCUGGCAUUGGCAGUGCCAGUUCCACACCUCAGCGUAGAGAUUCAUUCUCUGAUUACCCAAAGCAAUAUGGCGGCGUGUCUCAGUUCUACAGCUCACUUGGUGUAUCACCUGGCAGCGGAGGUGUGGGUGCAAUGUCCCCCUCCCCUGGCCCACUAAGCAACAUGAUGGGCCAUAGUCACCACAACCUAAACACACCACCACCUUCAAUGUCAUCACCAUCAGGCAACCUCUUGCUGGGUGGUAAUGGGAAUCGGAUGUUCUCUGCUGCUCCUGGUGCAGAAGCAAAGUACAGAAAUGGUCCUCCAAUGUCCCAGAGCAUCUUUGGCAGCUCUGGAAGUUCCUUGUUUCCUCCCACUCGCAUCCAACCUCCCAACAGCAAGGUCCUCCUCCCACCAACAGGAAGGAGCAAGCUUCUGGAUGACUUUCGGAACAAUCGUCUCACUAACCCCCAUCUUCAUGAACUUGUAGGACACAUUGUUGAGUUCUCACAAGACCAACAUGGAUCAAGGUUCAUCCAGCAGAAGUUAGAACGUGCCACCCCACAAGAAAAGCAGCUUGUAUUUAAUGAAAUAAUCGGAGCAGCUUAUCAGUUGAUGACUGAUGUAUUUGGAAACUAUGUCAUACAGAAGUUCUUUGAGUUUGGUUCCCUGGAGCAUAAACUUGCACUUGCAAACUGCAUUCAUGGUCAUGUCCUUCCUCUUGCUUUGCAAAUGUAUGGAUGCCGUGUAAUACAAAAGGCAUUGGAAUGUAUACCACAAGAACAACAGGUGGAAAUAGUGAAGGAGUUAGACGGACACUUGCUCAAAUGUGUGAAAGAUCAGAAUGGUAAUCAUGUUGUACAGAAAUGCAUUGAAUGUGUUCCUCCUGCCCAACUACAGUUUAUAGUAGAUGGUUUCAAAGGCCAGGUUGUUGGUUUGUCUUCUCAUCCAUACGGUUGCCGUGUCAUGCAAAGAAUAUUGGAGCAUUGUAAUGAAGACCAGACAGGACCUAUACUUGAAGAACUUCACCAGCACUCUGAGAUGUUAGUGAAGGACCAGUAUGGGAACUAUGUGAUACAGCAUAUACUGGAGCAUGGUCGUACUGAAAAUAAGAACCAGAUCAUCAAUGAAUUGAGAGGAAGAAUACUAACUUUGAGCCAACAUAAGUUUGCAAGCAAUGUGAUUGAGAAAUGUGUAAGUCACUCCUCACCGCAGACACGAGCGUGGUUGAUUGAUGAAGUUUGCCAAGAACCCGAUGCUUUGUUUAUAAUGAUGAAGGAUCAAUACGCUAACUAUGUCGUGCAGAAAAUGUUGGAUGUAGCUGACCCACAACAGAAGAAGUUAUUGAUCCACAAGAUCCGACCCCACAUUCUUACUCUGCGCAAGUUCACUUACGGCAAGCAUAUCAUCACCAAACUGGAGAAGUUUUUCCUGAGAUCCUCCGGCAAUUCACCUGGACCAUCCCUCAACACAGGCCCUGCAGCAGAAAUCUCUCAAUCUCAAAUUGCGACUUCUAAUUGGGUCCACAACGCUGGUAGCGAGUAAGAAAAUGAUCGAGAAAAACGUAUUCUCGGAACUUUUGUUAAUUCAUUGUGAAUUUUUUCCUGUAUUUUUACAUGCGGAGUUUUCACUUUGCUUCUAUGUUUUACCCUCUUUUGUAUGUACCAGACAGCGACUUAAUUUUAAACAAGUUGAAAAACCAGCCCUUGAAUUUAAGAUACCACCACCUUUAUAAACUGGAUAUAUGUAUAUACAGGCUGUGGCAGUUGUAAUGGAAACGAGAAUGGUCGGGCUUUUAAUACGAAGCGUGCCUUCACCUAGGUGGAGUUCUGUAUAUAGAAGAAUGUAUAAAGAAUGCUUUAUAUGGAUAUAAUUACAUAGCAUGUAAAAUAAAUAACUAUUUUUCUAGGAUGUACAAAUGCACUAUAUACUAAGCCAAACAAAAGUUCAGUUUAUUUCAGAUUUGUAAAGUCUCCCACUUUCCCAAAUCACACAAUAUGAUGGUACAUUCAAUGUUGUUUUAUUGUCUGCUGGUUUGACAUAACCGUUACUGCAUUGUACUUACUAACCAAUGUAUAUUACCAAGGAGUAAACUUUCCUUGGCGUAAUUUCUUUACAUAACAGUACAGGUUUUUCUUGGUGUAUAAAUUGUAUUAAAGCAAAGGAUAUUUUUGGCUGGUUUUUCUACUUAUUUGUUGCAAACUUUAUAUUUUUAAGUUGUAUAAACAUAGUUUUUACGGCUCUUGCCGGUGUAUAAAUGUGGAUUUUAACUCCAAACCAUAACCCAAUGGCCUUGACGUGGUUGUAUAAAUGUACAUUAUAUGUUCAUACUGGAUUUGACUUUUUAGAAACUGUGACCUCUGCUCUAUUGUACAGCUACAUUCCUUCUAAUGAUAAUCAUUGAAUAAUUUCAUUUUAACUUUGUUGUUAUCGAGGGGUUAAUAUUUUAACAUGCAUUUAUUAUAUUACGAUAAUUGUUUCUGUUUGCCCCGUCCAUGUAUUGUAAAUACAAAUAUCCCUUUAUUUUUCCUUACCACAUACUGCCCAUUUAUUUUCAUAGUACCCCCGUUAAUGGAUUGGAGGGACAAUUGUUGUCCUGUUUGAAGCCUUGUGUUUUAUUGCAUGCGAGUUAAAAACUUUCAAAUGGUUUUGUUUCCAUAUUUCAUUGCCGUUUUGUUUACGAGACACUGGAAAAUAUUGGUGAAACAUUUCUUGCAAAGUUUAAUGUUAAAAAUAUCGGUUUUGAACAAUUGUAGUGCAUUUUAAAGACUUGGAACUUGUAUAUACUGUAAUAUAUGUACCAUAAUAAAUUUGUAUCACCGCGGUUGUAUUCAUAUUAAAACUACGGUUCAAUUAAACAAUUGGUUUUACCAUU